Perkinsus marinus ATCC 50983 is the source of this 612-nucleotide messenger RNA. RefSeq lists its product as hypothetical. The record is from RefSeq and is a predicted model, not a curated record. The transcript is spliced from 5 exons. Gene Ontology annotation, cellular component: lysosome. NCBI's taxonomy places the organism in Eukaryota, Perkinsozoa, Perkinsida, Perkinsidae. Gene Ontology annotation, molecular function: cysteine-type endopeptidase activity. The coding region runs from base 1 to 612 and encodes 203 amino acids.
AUGUUCUUGGUUGUUGUUACUCUGCAACUCAUAGCUGUGGGCCACGGAGCAUCCGUUGAGGUGGAGAAGGCCUUCCAGGAGUUCAUGAGGACUUACGAUAAGAGAUACGACACGGAUGAGCAGUAUCAAGUAGCCAAGGAUGCUUUCGAGAACACUAUGAGAGAGAUUGAAACUCUGCGAGCCAACAUCGUUAUGGAGAGUCGUUUCAAGAUCGAACUCUCACAGCCUAGAGUCGUACCUUUCUCCGUUCAACAGUUGGUUGACUGCAGUACAACAUACGGCAAUCGGGGCUGCGAUGGAGGGCGAGCUCAAGAGGCGUUUGCGUACUCGAAGGCGGAGGGCAUUGUGAAGGAGUCCAGCUACCCGUAUAUGUUCGAGGGAGGCCCAUGCAAAGAGAGUGUCAUUAAGAACCCCCAAGAUCAAUGCAUUAGACCAGGCGACAUAGUGCAUCUUGUCUCCAAACCGAAGGCGAAUGAGGAGGCGAUGGUAGAGGCCGUGGCGAGGGGGCCUGUGCCCUGUAGCUUCGAUUCGAAGCUAAUUGCCCUCGGGACCUUCCAUUGGAAGGCUUCCAAGCUGCGCACCCAAACCUUACCAUUGAUGGCCGCCAAGUAA